AUGGCAUCGUCUCCCAAAGCCUCUCACUCGCCUAACUCUUCUGGCAAUAAGUCCCCAGUGCUGCCUAUUCCCUUAGCGCUUCAGAGCAAUUACAACAAUAUGAAUGGAGCUGGAAGCAAUGGCGUCGGGACCAAGUUGUCCCCAUGUCCCAGUCCGGACUACGGUGCAAUGGGAUACUUGUGGCCUCCUAACUCGCCUAAAGUCAUGUACCCGAACACAGGUGACUUCGAUGCUAGUGUGGGCUUGGGAGGAGUUGUGGGUGGAGUAACAGAUAGUCAGCAGCAGCAGCCAGAGUACAAUCUGCUGAGAGUGUUGAUGGAGUCACAGCUGGAAUACUACAACUCAUUCCGAUCCAGAAAUCCGGCCAGGUCCCCCUCCCAGCCGCAACACUCGCCCCAACCGGGUCCAUCCUCCACCUCAUGAUGAGUGGCAACAAAGUGAGAUCGCGAGGGGACCCCAAAAUAUGAACGCUGAGAAAGGAAACGAGAGCUGAGAGGUUGAAGUUGACCACAAGGGGAAAUAAAUGAAAUGUUGACAAAUAAUGACAUAAAAAGUAAACUAAGGAAAACUAUCCUUCAUAUGAUUAUUAUUAUUACUUACUAUUUGUAGUUUUAGCAAUAGAAAUGAU
This is a messenger RNA of Symsagittifera roscoffensis, 628 nucleotides long. RefSeq lists its product as uncharacterized. NCBI's taxonomy places the organism in Eukaryota, Metazoa, Xenacoelomorpha, Acoela, Convolutidae. Bases 1 to 423 code for a protein of 140 amino acids. The transcript has 2 exons. The record is from RefSeq and is a predicted model, not a curated record.